AGCUUGCUAUAGCCCAGACGCCUGGUCAGGUACAGGGCCUUGCCAUCGACGGCAUUCAGCAGUGGGGAUUCAGUGCAUCAUGGCAAGAGCCACUGGACGGCAACACCCCAGUGCGUUACGAUGUAACCAUUGAGUCGACAAACCCUGUUAGAGAGGCUUAUGAGAUCAGUUUCGAACCGGCUGCUGAUGAAGUGUACGAGGUGGGCCAUCUCUACGAUGAUAGCACUUACAGUUUCAGCGUGGUAGCUGUUAACUCGGACGGCCAGGCGGGAGAAGCAGUUAAUGAGAGUAAUAUUGUUAUUCCACCAUGCCGCAUUUGCCUCGAUAUGGCUGGACUUAACUUUUUCAGCUUCAACAUUGAACCCACGUUCAGUGAUCCUAUUGGUUUCGUUGGACGAUCGGUGGAUGCGACAUCAAGCACCGUCUAUCCUGCCAGAAACCUCGCCGGUGGUAUUUCUUCAUUAUUUUACUUUCAGUCAAGCUCUCCACUUAUACCUGGUGUCCUCUAUGAAUUUGAAGUACGCAGCGAGAGCGAUUAUGCACUUCUUGCAGCAUCACGAUAUAGAACAACUCCGAACCCUGUAAGGAACCUUCAGGUGGUCAUCGCUGGACUAAGCGUGACCAUAGAGUAUGAACAGCCGACACAAAUACGUGAAAAUAGCUUUGGGUACAGGAUCUCUUACAAUGACACUCAGGGCAACCCAUUAGAGCGCCUUGUGGCGACGGAAGACACGUCCGUCGAAAUUACCGGUUUGGAAGUGGGGGUUUUGUACAGUUUUGAAGUGCAGUCGUACAGUGGAGAGUUUGGUGACCGGACGUACUCCACCAGUGAAUCACGAGACAUAAGCAUUGUUGCUCUGACCCUUCAAGAGCAAGGAACAACAUCGUUGACUGUCGGUUGGACUCAGACUGUUGGAGACGUCAGUCGUCUGGACGUGUUCGGCAUUUUUGGUGGUUCCAACAGCACUUUGGCUCAGACUCUCUUUCCAGAUGCAACAGUGGCUACGAUUGGGUCCCUAUCGCCCGGUGAGGUGUAUAGGGUCACGCUGUACAUUUCAAAUGCCGAUGGAGGAGAAGACGUGGUAGCAAGUGAAGUGUUCCAAACAACUCCGGAUACGGUGACCAACAUCGUAGGUGUGAUCAUGGACACCAGUAUAAGUCUAACCUGGAAUUCUGCUGCAGGUCGGGCUGAUUACUACCUCGUCAGCUACGACCCUCCGUAUGGGUCAACGGACAUGCUCUCAGAAGUGGUAGGUAACACCUUUCAAAUUGAAGGACUUGAUCCUGGGAUACAGUAUGAUGUGGGCAUUGUCACUGCAGCCGGAGAGGGACGGAGCGCUGAAGCAGUUGAGAUGUUCAUGACAGCUGUCGGAGAUCCUGAUAUGAUCUUACUGAAGGAGAUAACAGCGACAUCCUUUGCCGUGACCUGGAGCCCCCGAGCUGGUGCUUCCAGCUACACCAUCUCCAUUUCCCCGGAUGAGGGAAACCCAACGUUCCCUAUUUCGAGUGGGGAGCGGCUGUUCGCAGAGUUCACCGGGCUCUCCGAGGGCACCGUCUACACCGUCACGUUAGUGAUAGAUUCCAUACCACCCGUGAAUCCUCUAGAAGAUGAAUUCAAAACAAAUCCCUCCAUUCCAGGCACUAUAUCAAUAACCAACCGUCUUCCACGAAGUGCUACCUUAUCGUGGGGAGCUUCAGCAGGUGCUGAUGAAUACUCUGUCACAGUUUCUUCGGGCGAAGACGUCAUCUUCGCAAUGCAAGUAGCUGCAUUGUCGGUUGACCUAAUGGACUUGGAGCCUGAGACAAGUUACUCGGUUGUGGUAGUUGCCGAAUCAGUGCAACAGGGCUUCAUCAGCCGGAGCGGAGAACAGACAACAACAUUUGAGACAGCUGCGGCCGUCGUGUCGUUGGGUGCAGUGACCACCACCUCAGUGCUGAUCUUGCAAACGUCGCCCACGUAUGUGAUCGAAUACACCUCCGGAGAUGGGCAGAUACUCACGGUAACCCCUGGGGAUGGUGAUCAAACGGAUCUGACCGGUCUGACCCCUGGUCAAGAGUACACGAUCACCAUCAAACAGGAAUCUGUCACCACCGAUCAGCUGACAUUCUUUACUAAGCCGAUGGUACCUGGGGAGUUCAACCUCACCUUGGGCGACCCUGCUACGAGCAGCUUCUCAAUGAUCUACUCUGCCCCUACCGCCGGAUUGUAUGAUGGAUAUACCAUCAGCUACUCUGGUGCAUCAGUGGGAGAUGACGGAAGGGAAUCCUCUCCUAUCUUAGUUGAUUCGUCAUCAACUGAAACAACUAUCACAGGACUCACGCCCGGUACCGUGUAUACUGCAACGAUAAAUUCCUUUGUGAAUGGCGGAAACACCAUCAGUGGCUUUGUCACACAGACUAUUACAACAGAAACGGGAGAUGAUGCGAGUUUCUACGUCUUUUCCAAAACAACCGACACUAUCAUCAUCAAGUUUGCACCGAUCGGGACCGGCUAUUCUGCGGUAGCCACGGAGCGAAACGGACAAGGACCGGUGCCCACCGUCGAAGAAGCAGUUGGCAAGUUCACCAUCAGUGGUUUGAGACCGGGCAGUAUUUAUAGUAUAAUGCUUCGAGUGACCCGUGCAGGUCAAAGUUCACUAGAGUCCCUCCAGGAUAUACAAACACUACCCAGCACACCUACUUCUGUAGUCGCCGUGCCCUCAGACUCAUCUCCGACCAUCACUGUAACUUGGCAACCGGGCGCUGGCGAAGUGACCAGUUACCGCCUUCAACUUGCUCCGACGGGAGGUGGUGACGCAACUUCUGUCCUGGUCCUUGCGAGCUUGGAACCUAGGUACGUCUUUGAGGGUGUUCUGCCUUCAACAGGAUAUGAUGUGUCGGUGACUGCAAUAGCCAGAGAUAUGCAAUUGAAGGAAGAGAGUUACCCAGAGACAGUCCAGGUCACCACACCCCCAAGACCAUUCUCCAUCAGCAGUGUGACGACCACUGGCUUUGUAUUGACCGUGGACGGUCUUCCAGAUGUUAUCUCGUACGAAUUAUAUGAUGGUGUAGGAAACCCUAAUUCAAUCAGUCCUGGAGACCUACCAUACACAGCCACAGGUUAUACACCCGGGGCGCUGCUGAGAUUGGAAUUAAAUGCUGUUACUGUGGGUGCUCAAGGUGCUGUACUUGAAACCAUUGGCAUCCAAUAUGUCUUGCUAAAGCCCGCAGAAGUGUCCAGCUUUGACUUGGAAGGAACAAGCGACACUAUCACUGUUUCUAACAUCGUUCUGGGGGCCGGAGAGGCUGAUAUCAUCUUGAUAGAGUAUGGAUCGCAGGGAAGGGAUUACCUACUUCCUUCGGAAACUGAAAAGAAGAUUGAGUUCCUGGAGCCGGGUGUCACAUACACUGUCACCCUAUCCGUAGAGGUCUAUGCAGGAGGACUGUCACAGAGAAGUGACACUAGACAACAAUCAGUUGUAACAUCACCUGUUUCUUUAGGUGUUCCUGUGGUGGAUGAAUUCACUACCCACUCCAUCACGAUAAGAUGGACCCGGCAGACACCAUACACCCAUCGCGUCUACAUCCAAGAGAAGGACUCCGAUACCAUAUUAGCUGAAGCGUCCUAUCUCAAUUCCGAUUCUGUCACCUCCCACACAUUUGACGUGCAGCCGGCCACACUGUAUGAAGUGACCAUAGAGAUCAUUGAUAGCGCUGAUGUUGUUCAAGCAGCAAACUCCAAGGAUGUGAGAUCAUUACCUGAAGCGGUUGCAUAUGCCCAGAUGACAUCUGUGACUUCCACGUCAAUUAGUCUCUUGUGGGAUAUCCCAGACGGCGCAACAUCGGAUGGCUUUGAAUUAAGGGUGAUCCCCCCUCCUACGCCUGGGAACUACCCUAUCGUAGUCACUGAACAGAGUUAUGUAAUCGAAAGCCUUCGACCUGGAACCAUUUACGACAUUCAAGUGGUCAGUCUCUCCGGGCAAGCUAGUAACUGUCAGACGUUUGGCGCUCCUUUCCAGAUCGUUACAACGACAGAUUUUUUGGAAGAUUUGGAGAUUGUGGCAGUCAACAUCCUCGACACGGAAGCAUCGUUGCAAUUUACGGCAAAUAAUUUUGAGAGUACCGGCGUGCGAUUUCGGAUAACGUACACCCCUACAGAUGGUUCAGCUGCCAGCCAAACCAUCGAUGUUACUGAAGGGAUAUACUUUGUAGAGGUCAUCGACCUACUUGGAGGUACAAGUUAUGACGUGGAACUUGAAGUCAUUAGAGGCGACACUCUGUCAGUGGAGGCGACCACAACUACCACAUUUGUUACUUUGCCCAAAGCUCCUGUGAGUAUAUCCGAGAUAUCCAAAGGCUUCUUCUCGUUUACCGUAGAGCUUGAACCACCGACCGACAACUACGAUGGCGUUUUCAUCACCGCCAACGGCGAAUCAAAAGAGAUUCUCGCCGGCGCAGCAGAUUUCCAAGUCACGUUUGAAAACCUUGUUCCAGGGGAAACGUACACCGUGGAUGCCUACUCGUUUUUAUCUUCCCCGGAACUGACGAGUCUCCCCCUCAUGGAUUUCAUCCCAGUUUCCAUAACAACAGACACUCCUGACCCCGGUGAGAUAACCGUCCAGUCCUUCUCCAUGACUUCAAUUACCGUCAGCUGGGGUGCUGUUCCAAACGUGGACCAGUACUUGGUCACCCUUGAUCCCUCCGAAGGGGUUCGUACUGAAAAUAUCAUGAAUAGACGAGUCGAUUUCACGGAUCUCACCCCAGGCCGGAUGUAUAACAUAACUCUCAUCUCAGAAUCACCUUCAGAGCCUGAUAUUACUUCAAGCAUCAUUCAAAACACAGUUCCCUUUCCUCCUUCAUCUCUGGUUGUCGAGGAUCUUGAUGUUAGCAAUACAAUCGGCUUCCGACUCAGCUGGCAACUUCCGGCACAAGGAGAAUGGAAUGGUUUUAGGAUCACCUACACUCCAAUGAAUGGAGUAAGUCAGAAUAAAGUGGUGGGCAUGACCGUGACUAGUACGACCCUGGAAGGUCUCUUUCAGGAGACGCAGUAUACUUUGGUCCUGACUUCCGUAACCGGACAGGAUGAUACGGUACAAGAUAGUGAAGCUUUGUCCGAAGUGGCUCAAAGCAGGAGACUUCCAGACAAUACUAUGAUCAUCAACCUGAUAGAUGAAAGCACUGCUUUCUUUACUUGGACCAUCUGGCAAGGCAGUUCCACUUUAGACAUCUUAAACGAGGAAUCCGCCGUGGUGGCCUCUGAUCUGGUCUUCAACUCCAGGUGGGAGGAAAAUGGCCUGUCCCCAGCCUCUGUGUAUAGAAUCACCGUGAUGAGGUUUGAAGUAGGUCAAAUCUUCGACCAAUCCAUCACAAGGGAUUUCAGAACGGCUCCCUUGCGACCAUCUGCAAUAGAAGUCCUUGAAGACGAAUCUAAUGACAAGGAGAUCACGAUCUCUUGGACACCUACAAGUGGGUCCGAGUUCUAUCUUGCGACGCUUGUGCAUCCCGAUGGGAGUGAGGUUUCACAUCCCGCAGUCUCAGCCUAUGUCCCGCUCGUAGCCACGUUCACCGGCCUGGAUAACGGCACGAACUAUCGUCUCGUGGUUGCAUCCGGGCUCUAUCAGUUUGAUCAGUACCCUGAGCUCCUGAGCCCUGCUGCUAUGAUUGAGCAUACCACAGAUGCUCUUGGUGAAGACGGUCCUACUUUACCUCCAUCACCCUCAACUGUUGUUGCGACCGCCGGAUCAGAGGAAACCUCGGUCAGAAUUUUCUGGUCGACUCCACAAGCAUCUGACAAUAUCUACAGAUACAAGAUCGUGUAUGCACCAUCGAGCAAUGGCGGUGAGGCAGCCUUGCUUGCUGACCCGGCAGAUGGUAGCAGUGAGAUUUUCAACCUUAUUCCUGCAGUUCCUUACACAUUCUUCCUGUCUUCGGUGGUCCAGAAUUUAGAGAACAACACGUUUCUCGAGAGCGAGCCUGUCAAUGCAACAUACACGAUCGACCCCACACCUGGAGAAGUUUACGUGCUAACCAAGACCAAUAGUUCAAUUACCUUCAUCUGGACCCAAGUUGGCCAGCCCUCUUCCUUUGCACUCAUUUUGACAUCUAACGGCGAACAGAUUGGCGAUGAGGUCACGGUGUCUGGUUCGUAUCGGCCGAGUUACACGUUCGAAGGCUUACAAUCCAGUACCGAGUAUACUGUGACUGUCAACCACCACACACAGUUCGAAACACAGACUGGUUCAUCAGUGGAGGCAUCUUACAAUGCCACCGCAACUACAAACCCAAAUCAACCUGGACCUGUCAGUAUCCUCUCCGAAGAGCGAGUAUCCCUCGUCAUCGGUCUUGAAGAACCCCCUGUUUCAACAAGUUUUGAUAGCUACCUGAUAUCCUUCAGCAGGGAUGGAGUCGAUGUCGAGAUGCUCGCUGGGUCAGCCGACGCCGAUGACGUAUCGUUUGAAAUAGACGGUCUUUUCCCAGAUACGUCAUACACUAUCUAUGUAAGAUCAGCGUACGGUAGUGGGCCGUCUCGGAGUGUUAGUGAGCCAUCUGUAACAGAAGGAAACACCGUAACCCCUCUUCCUGGGGAAAUUGUCAUCCUGGACUACACAAGCACCACCAUCGAGUUCUUGUGGGGAGACAGCACGAUGGAGCCGGGAUUUGUCCGCGAGGAGGUGAGCUACUCACCGAUGACCAACUCAUCUAGUGAGGAGAUCAUCAGUGAGAGAAGAAGAAGACUGGUUGACCUACGUCCCGGGGUUCUCUAUACCAUCAACCUCAAAGUGAUAUCAUCCAGUCCCAUGGAAAACAGUACCUCACAGAGGACAGUUCCCCUGCCGCCAAAUAACCUGGAAGUGGUUGAGGAGACUCCGUUGACAGUAACCUUCAGCUGGGGUCUAGAGGACACUCAACUGGACAACUUUGUCAUCUUCUACAUGCUGAACGGCGAGAGUGUGAACGUGACGGUUAAUUCGGGGCUGAGGACAUACGCACUGAUGAAUCUACAGCCUGAUACGGUGUACGACUUCAGUAUGGUGACAGUCAGCGGGGAUGAAGAAAGUGUCUCUGUUCCUGCACGUGGAGUAACAGUUGCCCUUCCUCCGAACACCAUCCUAGCUGCGGAAACGACAGCCACAACCAUCAAUCUAUGGUUCUCCCCCAUCCUCGGCCCGACCGGUGCAUACGACGUCGAGGUUGAGGGGGUGGAUGGUCCAAACACGAUUAUCCAGCCCGACGAGCUGCUGAACAUUCAGCUUACCGGCUUGUCGCCGAGUACUGUGUAUGAGAUCCAGGUCAAUAGGAUGACACAGAAUUAUCGUCAGUCUGUCCGGACAAAUCCGCCAAAUCCUGGCAAUGUGACAGACGUCGAACCCGGUCGAUUCGGCGUUGAAUUCAGCUUCAGCCCUGGGCAACCUGCAGAUGCCGUCAACUUCUAUGAGAUUUACGGCGAGGAUGAUGGUUCUUCAAGAAUCCUGGGCAACCCCUCUUGUUGCAACCAGGUAUUGCUUGCAUCCAUUCCUGCCGCCGCUCCUCUGACCUUUGAAGCUACGGGACUUAAUCCAAAUACACCUUACGUCUAUGAGAUUAGAUCUCUCCUCGACAGUGCUGGUGACUUUCCCAUGCAAAGAAGUAAUCAAGUACAGCUAGUUGAAUUCACGACAGCUUCACUCCCGCUUGGCGACCUCGACGUCCGCGACAUAACAACCACCACAAUCAACCUCAUAUGGCUCACAACAGGCUUAGAAUCACUGGCAUUCUUUCUCAGCUACAAGCAGGCGGAUGCGAGUUCCUUCAACACCAGUUUUACAAGAACUGAGCCGGGGACCCAGUACGCGGAAUUCACGCUGGAGUCCCUGCUUCCCGGUGAAUUGUACACUGUUAGAAUACAGAAUGGGGAAAAUGACCUCAACGAUGAAAUCACGCAGAGAACCCGUCCGAAUUCUAUCACGCGAUUGACGACGACCGCCCGCACAUCCACCAGCCUCUCCCUGGAAUGGGGUGCAGCUGACGGUGUUCUUUCUUACUAUGAAGUUGUUUACGAUCCCCCAACCAUCUAUUUUCCACGACGAACCGAAGUGCAAGCAGAGGAACCACUCAAUCUCACUCUUUCUGGACUGUUCCCUAAUACAACUUACACUGUUACCGUGGUAACAUGGUCUGGCACCGGUGCUGACGAAACAUCUAGCACUCCAUUCACUGGCUCGUUCCAGACAGUCCAAGAACAACCGCUGACACUUAUCCUCUUAUUUGUCAAUGAGACUCGAGCCCACUUCACCUGGGGGUUGGCUGCUGGGAUAAACACUUACAGUGUUGAGGUGACAUCCUCUGCACAGGACAGUCAGAUGACGACUCCAGUAGAGGUCCCACCUGGAGCUGCUCCUUCAUCUGUGAGUGGCGAGCUGAUGCCGGGUAACUUGUAUGUUGCCAAUGUUCGAGCUGCUGGUGGACCUGGACCUGGUCCCGACCUACUCUUCAGAACGAAGCCGAGACCUCCCAUGGGGCUAUCAGUGGAACCCGGACCAGUAGGCUAUUUCUCCUUGCUUGUUGAAUGGAACGUGCCCGAGGAUACAAUUUUCAGCGAGUUUGAAGUCCGCAUCCGGCAAGUAGAUCAGGUCGAGACCAUGAGGUCAGAGGUCGUUGAUGGCUCUACCACAGAGCUGGUCCUCGAGGAUCUCAUCCCGGAAGUGAACUACACCGUGGAGGUGCUGACGAUCUCGAUGGGGGAGGGAUUUACAUCUGUGAGUGAUGCGAUUGAUGCUGUGGGCAUGACGGAUCCAUUCCCGGAUGGAACCUUGAUCGUGACUGACUACAAUACCACCACCAUAACGGUCAAUUGGCGCAAGCAAGAUGGAGUGGACUAUUUUACACAGUUGAGUGAGGUUGGUCAACAGGUGAGAGAGGAAUUUCAAGGUCGACCUGAGGAGACAUCGGCGACUGCCACCACUUUCUCGUACACGUACACAGACCUAGUUCCUGGAAGAAAUUAUGAGCUCAUUGUCAGAAGCACUGAUGAUAGCAUUUUUGAUGUCCUUAUCCGCGCGACCCAGAGAACCGUUCCAACACCUCCAAUGAAUCCCUCGGCCGCACCACUCGGUGGAGAGAUCAUCACUGUGUCCUGGAUGGCAGCAGAGAAUGACUUGGAGUUUUACGAGGUCACCACCAUUCCUGCCCCGGAGUCUUCCAUCGUGAGCGUUCCGAGAGAUCAGCUGACGGUUGAUGUAGAAGGGUUAGAACAAAACACAGAGUAUGUCGUCGAGAUCAGGAGUGUGAGCGGUAGCGGGGAUUCAUCGCAGAAGAGCGUUCCCGUUUCAGUAAAUGUCACUACAGAACCAAUUAUCAUGACAGUCUUUUCUGUUGUGCCCGAUGCUCUGCUCAUCAGCUUCACUGCCAUUGAUGGUGUCGUGGAUGGGUAUCGCUAUGGAUACCGUGCCCUUCCAUCUGGCGCAUUCACUUACGACCUUCUAACUGCAUCUCAAAACGAAUUUUCUAUCACCAACCUAAGGUCUGGUGCUUUGUAUGAGAUAACGCUAGAUACACGUCGAGGAGACUCCAACACGGAAGUCGACAGAAUCGUGGCCAGAACAAGACCUGUUCGCCCGAUGAUUAUUGAUUCAGCCACGGAGGUCAAUGACAAUUCAAUCACCAUAGAAUGGACAGCCCCCUCUACUGCCGAUAGUGAUUAUGAUGGAUUCCGCAUGACCUAUGACCCCACUGAUGGGGCCUUGGAGUCCCCCCUCUCUCUGGAUAAGACAAGGACUUCUCUUACCCUGACCCGACUUGAACCGGACAGUUCUUACGAUGUCACCUUGGUGGCCGUCUCUGGUCAGGGAAGAACAGAACAAGAAAGCUUUCCUGCUGAAAUUACUGUUCAAACAGAUGCUGGUGAACCGGGUGGUGUGAAUAUCAAGGAGGUCAAUGAGACUUCAAUUCGCAUCACAUGGAAUAGAGUUGAUGGCGCCAGCUAUAGCCCAACCAUCGACCCAGAUGAAGGAGAUUUGAGAAUCUUGGGUGAGAACUCAGCCAUCUUUGAAGAACUCACGCCAGGUCAACUGUACACUCUGAUGACAGGGCAAUCGCCUGGGCCCUCAGGUCCACCUACACAGCAGUAUACAGUACCAAAUCCACCGACGGACGUAGCCAUUUCCAGAACGACUGCCUUUGAGCUGGACAUAUCCUGGACCCCACCAUCCGUUGGGUUUUAUGACUCCUUCCGUCUGACAUACUCCCAGGUUGGAACGGAUGAUCCGAUCUCUGUGUCGGUGCCUGCUAGUGACGAACCCUCUGUGACUCUCCCAGACCUGUUGCCGGAGACGUCAUACGCUGUGUCGGUUGUUUCAGUCCGUGGGACAAUCAACAGUGAGGCCGAUGAGACAUCGGGAACAACAGGUCGAGCGCCAGAGGGUGUUCCAAUUCUUUCAAAUCGGACAAUCAACAGCAUCUCCAUCACAUGGGCAGUAUCUACCCUUCCCUCUGCCACCGGGUACCGUCUGAUGAUCAGGACAGCUGGAGGAGCGUCACCUCCAGCUGACCUCCCACAAUCCGCCACUACCUAUACCUUCGAGAACUUGGCUUCAGGCACAAACUACGUUAUCAGUCUAAGCAUCGUUGGCUCAGUAGAAGCUCCCCAGGAAUUGGCAGUGACGACAAUUCCUCAGACUCCAGGUGCCAUUCAAAUUGAGGACACCACGCAGACUAGCAUCACAUUCUCAUGGGAAAGUGCCGCAGGGAACUUUGAUCGCUACACCGUCUACCUCUAUCCCUUUACCUCGGAUCCUGUUUUCCUGGAUGACGUCGAAAGGGGGGCGGACCUCAUGUUCUCGAAGAACUACCUUGCUCCAGGGACUUUGUACAGGAUACAGGUCUAUGCAGUGACAGGAACAACGCUCAGCGCUGUUAGUGAAAGAACAACCUCAACAGCGAUGGAGCUCCUUGUGUUCAGCCCAGUAGAUUCAUCUGGACUUGAUGUGUCAUGGCCUAAUGCACCAAACUCUCCUAACUACGACCUUGAAUAUGUACCGUCUGAUGGUUUGCGACGAUCACCAAUAUCUACUCCAGAGGACACUGUCCUCCUCAGUGAGCUAACGCCAGGUCAGAUCUACAACUUUGCACUCUACUCCGGAAGCCCUGGGUCUGAUAUACAAAGACUAGUCAGAGCAACGUAUGUUUUGGCCCCGCUCACACCAACCGUCAAGAUUUCCAUCGUCUCUCCAACAACCAUCCUAAUACGGAUCACCCCUGCCACUGCUGGCGUGUUGGACUACUACCGGGUCGACGUGGCAGCCAGGCAAUCUGCCCUUGGGGUCGGCCCUGACGGCAUGGCAAGCUUUGAAAUCCCAAGGGAGGCCUGCCCAGAGGUGUUUGUCACUGACUUGGUCCCCGGUGGAACGUACGAUGUCGAGGUCGCCGCGGUUGCCGGGGAAACCGAGAGCGAUGUUGUAACCCAGGAUUUCUCUUUAGAGCCAAUGAUGCCUGGCCAGUUAUAUGUGAACGACCGAAGCCCCACCUCCUUGGAAGUAGUCUGGGGUGCAGUCACCGAUCAGACCUUCAACAACUAUCUUCUCUUCCUGACCCUUGGGAGUGUCCAGGUCAGAACCGAGGAAUAUCCCAGCAAUGCAGAACGUAGAGUGUCCUUCGAUGGCCUCAUCGCUGGCACAUCAUACAAUGUAGAACUUUUCGCCGAAGGAGAAGAAGUGACAUCCCUCAGCUCUCUAGACACGUCUACAGCACCGUAUGCCCCUGCCAGCUUGUCCUUCCUGUCUGUCGAAGGUCAAGAGGUUGUGGUAGGGUGGCCUCUGGCAGACUCUUAUGUUGAUUACUACGAACUCUGCUGGACCCCCUUCAACCAAACACGAAUUCUGGAGCGAAGUGUGACCCAGACCGUUUUGACUCUCGACCAAUCAGAUGUGGAGUACACCAUCUCCAUGCAUUCCGUAAUCGAACGUGAAGGGACACACCCUCUCAGGAGUGAGGCCGUCUCUCGUUUCAUCACUAUCGACGAGGGUUUGGAAGGCGAACUGAAUGUGACUGAUUACGAUUUGUCUUCGAUCUCCGUCGAGUGGAGCGAAGUAGUGAGCAUCGUGUUUGAAAGCUAUGGUCUCCGAGCUGUUACACAGGGCUUAGGGGUAGUGGUAGAAAGCGAGGUACCCAUCGAGGAUCCGAGGACAUACACCUUCAUGGGCCUAAUACCUGGUGUGAGAUACACCCUCAGUAAUAUCUUACGUGGCUCUGACCCCACUGUGACGAGGAUGGUGCAUCAGAGAACUAGACCAAGCCCUGUUACUGGCCUCGUUGUGACUGCAGUGACGUCCCAAUCCAUUACCGUCACCUGGCAGGAAGUCACUCAAGGUGUUUUCAAUGACUACGUCGUCACCUACGCUCCCUCCGACAACCCUACUAUGGUCAGGUUUGCCAAUCGCAUUCCUAACAGUGGUGACACAGUUUCUGUCAUCGACGGGCUGCUCCCCGAUACAUCGUACCAGGUGACAGUCUACACCAGUAGUGGUAUAGGUCAGGACCAGACGACCAGUACAGAAGCAUCCGUUAGCCCUACAACCACCGCCCUCCCUGAAUGCUCAAUUCAAGUAAUAGGAACCAUGUUUACUGAGAUCACCGUUCAGUGGGGUUCGUGUCCCGAGGUCUUUGGUAGCUACCAAUUGACCUUUGACCCUAACCCCAACGGCCUGCAGCCAGGGAACGUUCCAAUAAAUGGAGAAUUCGAAUAUACCUUUUCCAACCUGGUCCCGGGACAGAGAUACAUUGUUGGAAUCAGAGACGCCGGCACGAGUGAACCGUACGCGACGGAUGCUGUCUAUACAGAUCCAAAUGCACCCACCGUUCUGGUGGCAGCAGAGGUAACGACUUCCAGCCUCACGGUCGAGUGGUCUCCUCCCGUGGGUGAAUACGAAUCGUUCAGUCUGGAACUAAACGGCAUGAACGGGGUGCAGCAAGCCACUUUGGGAAGGGACCAGAUUGAAGAAGGCAGCCAGCCUUCUUUCAUGUUUGAUUCUCUGAGGCCAGACACACCUUACACGGUCAGCAUCUGGACUGUCGUUGGAAGCGACAGCCUCCAGAAGAGCAGCGCUCCGUUGGAAGAAGAAUUCACAACAGAUGCCUUGGAACCUCGGCAGCUCUCGGUCAUCGCCUUUGGCUCGCUUUCCAUCACCGUGGUUUGGGGAGAAGUGACGGACAUCGACUUCGCUGAGUACGUCAUCCGGUUCCAACCAUCCACCGGUAGUGCAAUUUACGCGAGAGUCCCAAGGCAUCAGGCAAGAGAAGUUACUUCGUCUAUCCUACUGCCUGGCCAGCUCUACGCCAUCUCACUGCUGGCCAUCCAGGAGGAUGGUUCGCUGGAUGUUCCGUCUUUGAGUGAUAUCGAUCAGCGCACUGCCCCCCUGCCUCCUUUCAACCUCGACACGCAAACUUUGCAGGAGGAAUCUACAUACUCCAUCAUUCUGUUGUGGAGCAGGCCCCUAAGUAUCAUUGACCAGUACGAGCUGACGUACAGUCCAGCCGAUGGACAGAGCGAUAGGGUAAUUACCCUAGACCCCAGCGCCUCGGACUACACCUUCGGGGAACUGACGCCCUCCACGACGUACCGGUUCACUAUCAAGAGUGUGGCCGGUGAAGAUCCCACACAGACGGAGAGUAUGGAGGUUUUGGCGAGCCAGCGGACAUUGUCGUCCCCUCUUGGUGACCUCAUCCUACGUCGUAAGACCACCGAUUCCAUCACUGUCACUUGGGGUAUUGGAAACAUUGCUGUCGGUGUUCCUGAGGGGAAUUACGUUCUGAAGAUCACGCCGGGCAACCGUGACGUGCUCGCGACCAACGAAGAGCGGAACGUUGAAUUUGGCAUGCUGGACGCGGCAACACUCUACACCAUACAGCUUACAGAGGAUGGCAAUGUGCUCAGCAACCUCACAGUACUAACAAACCCUGUUUCACCGGCAAUUUUGGGUAUUCAGUCGGACGAGACGUCGGCUACAGUGUCUUGGAAUCGAUUUCUCGGCCACGACGUCGAUAAUUUUGAGGUGUAUUACCGCAAAGCUUCCUCCGUGGGCGAGUAUACCCUAGCAGGUGAGGUGGACGGAGAGACACAGUCGCAGAGCCUCACUGGUUUGGAUCCGUCGACAGAGUAUGAUGUUCAGGUCUUCAGCGUCGUCACAGUUGGUGAUCAGACAGCAAAAAGUGAACCAGCCGAGAUGCCAUUCACCACAGGCGCCUUCGAUCAAUUAGAGUUGAGUGUCACAGACGUCACGACCACCUCAAUCUCUCUUAUAUGGGGCACCUGGGAGGAUCGAGACAACUUGCCAGACUUCACAAAUUAUGAACUUAGUAUCAUUCCCCGUGAUGUGGAAGAAUUGAUCCCCGGCCUGGAUGAAUUCAGAGCUACGUUUGACAGGUUGAUACCUGGACAGGAAUACACAAUUCAAAUCAAACUGACCACUCUCGAUGAACCUGUGACUCAAAUCGUCCAGAGGACUAAACCUGGCCAGCCCUUAUCUCUUACAUCACCAAGAAGUAAUUUUACAGUUAUUGAUCUUGCCUUCGAGCCUCCAAUCGCUGGGUUUAUUGACUUCUUUAAACUCAUGUACUCUCAGAUAGAUGGUAGUGAGCAGACGCCUAUCAUGGAGGAAUUGUUAGCUGCUGAUGAGACGUCGUUCUCAGUCGAGGGGUUGCAGCCAAACACAUCCUACUACUUCACUCUGACUGCUAACAGCGGAACCCCAACGGACUUCACUACAAGCCUCCCAAGAGAAGCCAUUUUCACCACCAGUGCUGUACCAGAGCAAACGGUUGUAUCUGGCUCCAUCACUUGCGACACCAUCAAGAUCUUCUGGUCGCCUGACCCUCAAGACGAUGUCCUGUACCGAAUAGCGAUUUCACCGGGCCCGUCCACCGACGAGUUCAGUCGUAUGCCGGAAUACACCUUCAUGGAACUCGACGCAGCCACCGAAUACACCAUUUCAGUGGCCGCUGUGGCGUUUAUUGCGAAUUAUCGCUCUGACUAUGAUCCACUAACUGUGCAGACCCGUCCGAAUGGUCCCGGAAGUAUUACCGUCAGUGACACAACAACCACGACAAUCGAGAUUACGUGGGUACCACCAGUAGACGGCAAUUUUGAUGCUUACAUUGUCUCUAUCUCAUCUGAAGGUGGUUUGCCUAGGGAGUAUGACGAAAUCCCUAGGUCGGAGGAAAGACGACUUUCUAUCACCGGACUUGAUGCUGAUGUCCUUUACACCAUUGAAAUCGAUACAGUGAUCUACGGAUCACAAAGAUUGAUAAGCUGCGAGACUGCUUCUAUAGAUGCCAGGACAGUUGCCUUGGAUGAGGGUCAGAUCACAGUUACAGCCUUCACAACUAAUUCCAUCACAGUCAUCUUUGGUAAGAAAGAAGGUGCUAGGGGAUACAUUGUAGCCUUGAGGAACCUCGAUGGUAGCACGCCAGUGGAACGGGAAGCCAACCUGCAACCUUCGGCUCCCGCUCGUGUGACCUUUGACAUGCUAACUCCAGGAGUGAAUUAUGCUAUCACACUUGACUCAGAAGGAGAGAUUGAGCAGAGGACACGACCUGUACCGCCUAGUAUCGUCCUGACUCCAACCUCCACCGUCACGUCGUUUGAAGUCGUCUGGAACGUAACACUCGGAGUCUACCACAAUUUCCUUCUUGUCAUCACCAACCCCGAUGGCACGACUAGGCCAGAGGUUGCCCUCGGGCCAACGGACAUCUCAAGGGAAGUUGAUGAGCUUCUUCCGGGAACAGAGUACUCAAUCCAGCUUUAUUCCACUGUGGGAACGGGAGAUAGCUUGAUCCGGAGUGAGCCCACUGAAGUUCAAGGAAUGACUGAAUCUCUAAGUGCGCUGGAAGUGAUCUACAUAGACCGGACCACGGAUAGUCUAGAGGUGGCUUGGGGUGCCAGUUCUUCACCCAACCCCGGUGGGUACAGGAUCUUCUUCCACCCUGAAGGACAAACCGACACCACACCUCUUAUCGCCCAGGAUAGAGACAUCAGAAGAGGAUCUCUUCAAGCCGGGCAGCUGUACAACGUCAGCGUCGUGCCCGUAAACUACCCUGAAGAACUUGGAACUCUGGCAGUCAGAACAAUUCCUUUUGCUGUUCGGGGUCUGGAACUGGCUGGGGAUCCCAGCUCUAUAUCAUUUGCCAUUUCUUGGAUCCAACCGGUGAGCGGAGUUUAUGAUGGCUAUGCAGUGUACAUUGCAGGCACAGACAAUGUAGAAUGGCAGAUAGCCAGGAUAGGUGAUACUGAUACGACACAACUCCUUAUUGAGGACCUGGACCCGAAUCGUGAAUACAUCGUGUCCGUCUAUGCCGUUGCAGGCUUUGACCAGUCUACAGAGGUCCUCAGCGAAGUCACCAAGGCUGAUGUCUCAACUGUGUCGCUGGAUCCGCUGGCAUUGGAGACGUAUUCAUUGACUGAGACGACGAUUGGUGUUGCCUUCGGACCGGCCAGUGAAGAAGACCUUGUGGGCUCUUCAGGAUACACUUUGGCAUUGACACAAGAAGGCUCAACCAUCGAGGCUACCAACAUACCAAUUGAUGGUUCUACGAAGUAUGUCUUCACCAAUCUUAUACCAGGGACCUUAUACAUUGCCCAGGUGGAAGUCAAGAACACUGAUGUUCUUUCAGAUGAAUUGGGCAUUAGAACUAUUCCUCGGCAAGCUUCCAAUUUCAGAGACACCAUGGUCACAGCAGAUGAGAUCUCGCUCUCCUGGACGCCUGCUUCAGGUAACGUUGACGGCUACGACAUCACCUACACUCCGGAGGGUGGUGAGGAAGUUACCAUGUCCGUCGAACCAGAUCAGACCAGUGCCGUUUUGAGGAACCUUGCUUCAGCUACCGAGUACAUAAUCCUGCUCAUCUCCAGGGCCGGACCAAGUACCUUUAGUGAACCUCUGGAGUUGUCUGUUAUGACAAGAUCUGCCCUUCUAACCCUGCAACCCAGCCCCGAUCCUUCAACCGACGUCGUCGUGGACUGGGACGAAGAAGCGGGAUCCGUCCUGAAGUACGUGUUGACCUAUGACCCCAAUGAUGGAGAGCCAAUCUCCCCGAUCGAGACCACGACCCCUGGCCCCGUCUCAAUCACAGGUCUGAAUCCUGGCUCUCAGUACGUCUUUACUCUCUCUACUGUUCUUACCAACAAUGUCCAGUUCUUCUCCAGCAGUGUCUCUCAUAUUACAGUCCCACAGGAGCCGGUCGAUGUAGAGAUUACAGAUGUGACGACCUCCAGCAUCACCUUGUCCUGGUCUCCACCCAGCGAAGGACAGUUCUACGGCUACAUCUUGAACUACAGAGGAGACGGUCUUUCAUUAGAGCUCGGCCGCACCCCUGCUACCAGUCUCUUACCAAGUUAUCAGGAUUCUAUUACCCUCAAGGGCUUGACUCCGCGCAAUGAUUACAGGAUGGUAAUAGCCACGUACGUGGAGUACGAUGGUGUGACCUACACCAGUACUAACGUUACAAGUAUUGACCGCACAUUAUUUUCAUCUGAUCUGAACAUUGUGGUCAAGUUUGUAAACCAGACAUCUAUUACAUUUGAGUGGCAGCUUGCAGUGGGAGCAGAUGGCUACGAAACGAUGGUGUUCGACCCUACAGCAGGAGGAGUGGGUUCCCCACUAACUGUACUGAAUGGUAUCAAUGAGAGAACGGUUUCCAACUUAGUCCCCGGAAGGAAUUAUCAGAUCUCUGUUUCUGCAUCAAGAGUGGAUCAGAGUGACUCGAUACAACAGAGAACAUUACCCAAUGCACCAAGUGACGUUAGUGUGGAGCCUGAGGCAGCAGCAUUAACUUUGUCUUGGGAUCCAGUCCCUGGAGAUGUUGACGGUUAUUAUGUCUUCUACCAGCUCGAGGACAACCCCUACCAGAUAUCAGAACUCUUUUAUGUGGAGGAUUCACCUAGUCCGAUGGUGCGAAUUACAGGAUUAAGACCUCUCACAGGCUACACUUUAACCGUUACAUCAUAUUCCGGUGAAGGUAUUGAACGUGAAAUCAGCUCCACAGUUGUCGAAACUGCCACAGUUGACUACAGACCUGCUGAGAUCGUGAUCGAAGAAGUAACAACCGAAAGUAUCCGUCUCUCUUGGGGUGUGUCCUCUGAUCCAGCAGCAACCGGCUACGUCAUUGAGGUUUCUGGUGGGGAUGACGUGUCCAGCUACACCAGGGGAUUAUUCCAGCAGAAUAUUGUCAUCCCCAACCUCACACCCGGAACAUUCUACACUGUCACAGUCACGGUGACCGGAAGCGGAGAGCAGGAUACCGCAAGUGCACUGACAGUGCCUACUGCACCAAGGACUCUGUCUGUUGACUCUGUCUCUCAGUCCAUCGUCCAAGUGUCCUGGUCUGCUGGCGAAGGUGAAUUUGAUGAGUUUCAGAUAUACCUGAGGCAAGACGGUGAAUCGGAGAUCCACAUUGAUGAUGUUCCUCCAACGCAGCUCACCCAAACUUUUGAAAACCUUGAACCUGAUACCAUGUACACUGUGAGAAUUGUUUCUGUCGUGAGGAGACAGAAUCUAGAACAGAGGAGCUCGUCUGCAGAAACUGAUUUCACUACCCAACCUAGAAUCAUCAAUCUUGAGCAAACCGGAAGAAAUCUCAGGGUGUCCUGGGCUAACGAGUUUGGAGAUGACAUUCUGAAAUACCAGCUGAUCUACAUCGAGGAUGAGGUGGAUGCUACUUCCAUGUCUGUGUUUGUUGAUCCAGGGGUUGCGCCAUCGGUCAAUCUUAUGAGAUUGCGACGGGGCCAAACAUACACGUUUAUUUUGACAGCCGUCCGACUCUCCGGGAACCGAGAACAGCUGGCUUCUACCUCAUACACUCUAACACCAUCACGGCCACAGUUCACUCUUUCCAGACCCUUCCCGUCCAUCGUGAGAUUCCUCGCAAGGCUCCUUGGUGGAAAAAAUAACUUCUUGCGUUUCAGGGUCGUGCUACGAGCCUCUCCAGCAGGGGCUGGCACGCCCAUCAAUAUUGACGUCCAAGUCCCAGCUGAUGCCUGUCCAGAAAUAGAGCUCUCCGGUCUCAUCCCUGACACCGACUACCAGGUCACUUUCCUUGCAGAGUCCGGUGCUUCCUCAAGUGAACCUGAAAUUGUAACAUUCACAACGCCUGCGGUAAUUGAACAAGGACAGCUGUCAUUCGGCGAAUUGACCUCAUCCGGUUUCACAGUGUUCUGGUCACCCUUUAAUGGUCUGUCCACAUACACACUGACCAUCGAUGGAGUAGAUAUUGAUGUCCCUGCGACAAGUGAUCCGGUGCAAGCCUAUGAAUUCAGCAACCUAAGCCCAAGCACACUUUACACAGUCAGUCUGGCUCAGGGAGGGACGGAAAACAUCAGAACACGUCCACUUGCUCCCGGUUCCUUAGUGGCAACGCAGGUCUUGGACACCAGCAUUCAGCUUUCAUGGAUUCCUUCAUUUGAUAAUAAUGUUGCUAGAUAUGAGAUAUGCUAUUCGCCCGCUGAAGAGUCUGCCUCGCCCAUUGCCGUCCCUGGAGGCAGAACCACCAACCAAUACACCCUGACGGGACUUGAUCCAGACACCAUAUACAUCAUCAGCAUUGCUGCGGUCACAGGAAGCCCCGAAGUCGGGAGCGAAAAGCAAACAGUCUUUGCCACAACAAUUGCUGACACCACAAUCCCCGUGGCCAGUAACUUCGAAGUCACCACCACCCAGGCCGCAGACCAUGUCAUUGUCUUGGGCUGGGAUCUUCCCGAAAGAUCAGCCUUCGACUUCUUUGAGGUGUCGUACACCCCCAACGUCGGCUCCCCGUCAUCUCCUGUCAGACUGUCCAAGACCGCCACAAGUCUGAGCAUUAUGAAUGCCUUGGCUGAUACGGUAUAUGAAUUUGAUUUAGUCAGUGUUCGAGAUGAAGAGAUGACGGACCCACCCCUUACUGCCACAGACCAAAUAGACGUCGAUAACCUUAUCGUUGUUAUUGGAGAGAGGACAACCACAUCUCUAGAGGUCUUGUGGGGUGAACGGCUGGCUGUCGACGAGUACCAGGUCUCCUACGAUGGGACUCUCUUUGAAACUGUUGAUGGGAAUGAUCCUAGGAGGGUCGUUAUCACUGGCCUUUCUCCUGGAACAGAGUAUACUGUUACUGUAGCGGGCAUCGAUGCAGGGGUACCCGUUGCCACGGACAUGGAGACAGCAUCUACUUUGCAUGAACCAAACGGACUAUCUGCGAUGGUGACUGAUCAGUCAGCCUCCAUGAUCCACCUUACAAUAACUCCGCCGUUCGAAGAUCCCCAGAGAUACGACGGGUACUACGCCCGAGUACGCGUAGGUGGCUUGACCGACUUCUCGAGUCCGGUCGCACAACGCAUCACGGUCGCGAAGUCUGCAUGCCCGGAGCUGUGGGUCAAGAACCUGGAACCUGACACAUUGUACGAUGUUGAGAUUGAGUGGUACAGUGGCUUGGAUAUCAGUGAGCCAUUGAUGAUUUCAACCAGCACGGUUGCUGCCGCACCGCUGGAAAUAAGCGUGGUCGAGCUGGGUACAGACUCCAUGACCGUGUCGUGGCAGGAAGGAACGGGAUCCUUCUCAAAUUACCUGGCCUCCUACACACCCGGUGGGACCACUCCAACACUGAUUGCAAGGGGAGAGCAACGGGUCCUGGACCUGACCGGUCUGGUUCCUGGAACUGCCUACACCAUUACAGUUCAACAGCAAGGACAGACCUCUGCCCUUGAGACACACAUCCAACUUACAUUGCCUGAAGUUGUGAAUGGCCUAGAUGUCACGGAGUUUAAAAAUGCACUCGAUGUAACGUGGAGUGUGCCCUCUACAGGCAACUAUGAUGGAUAUAGGGUCUGUCAUUACCCAAGAGGCACUCUGAGUUCACCUCAUUCCUUGGAUGGUGUCACGUCGGUCAAUCUCCCUGGUUUAAAUACCCUCACCUACUAUCUGGUUACUGUUUCAAGUCGCAUCCUUGCAACAUAUGGGGAACCAUCCACAAUCACUCGGCAGACACUGAUUGGCGAUCCCGGAGACAUCAAUAUUGCUCCCGAAGACGUCGAGACCGAAUCGAUCAAAAUUACUUGGGUUACAGUCGAUACAAUAACAAGGUACACUGUUGGAGGCGGAUCCCAGGCUCCACAGACUGUCACAGUUGCAUCCCAGGCGCAAGCGGAAUUCACCUUCACCGGUCUGACACCAGGCACUUCGUACACAUUCUUUGUAGAACCUCAGGGGAGUCAGAGGAGGGAGAGAGAACAAUUUACAAAGCCGAGCGCCAUAAGGAAUCUGGUCAUUGCUGUGGUUACAACCGAUUCUAUCACCAUAACAUGGGAGAGCCCUCUUACAGGUGGAGUCGACAGCUAUAGAGUCAUGUACUCCCCGUCAAAUGGUAACCCCACGUCUCCCCAUACCAUACCGGAUGAUGGAAACAUUGCCCAGAGCCUCACGGUGACCGAUCUGCUUCCGUCGACCCCUUACACGUUCACCGUGGUCGCCAUUGUGGAUGAUCUGGUUAGCGAGCCGGUCAGCAGGGAGAGUGGAACUACUAUCGGCAUGGACAUCGGCGAUGACUUCACCAGCACGCAAUUCACCGUUGUUUGGAAUAUACCGACCGGGGACUUCAACCAGUUCUACGUUCGAUACACCCCUUACGAUCCAACCCACCCCAACGCGCAGCAGGAUCUGCGAAUCAUCUCUGUGAGCUCAUUGGGUGGGGCAUCCCAGGGGACUCUGCUUAUCUACGGCCUCGUGCCCGGAGAACUGUACAACGUCAAUGUGCAGACAGGGAAGAACGGCGAACCUACCGAUGACGGCUUUGGGACAAUAUCAUUCAGAACACCUCCAUUACCAGUGACAGAUGCCGUCGUUGUCGAGCGUGGACCAUAUUCCCUCUCCCUUGACUGGAGCGAUGUCAACUCUGUUGACAUCGAGUACCGAAUCACGUACGAACCUGAGGAAGGAGCGCUUUUCGAAGACGCAGACGCCACGCAAGCUCUUCCGUUCAAUCAGGUGUCAGGAUCUCAAGUGGUAGCUCGAAGCUUGGCCCCCGGUAAAGAAUAUAUCUUCAUGGUCGAACCUGUGAGUGGAACGGGUUCACCAGAAACUGAACAAGCCGGGGAGGCACAGACCGUGGUUGCAUACACACAACCUCUGAGUCCUCAGAAUCUCAUUGUGACUAGUGUUGAGGUUGAGGCAUUCACUAUUUCCUGGAGCCUACCACCAGAAGUGAACUACCCAAUCGCUUACUACUUACUGGACUUGAAUCCGGACGAGCCUAUGUUCCCGUUACGUAUUAACAGCUCAAGAGAGGAAUGGGAAGUCCACGAUGGCCUUGUUUCUGGAAGGGAAUACCAAGCCUCCAUGCGAUCAGUUAUCAUCGAUGCAGACAACCAGCUAAUAGCCAGUGAACCUGUCACAUCAGCAUUUUUCUUAUUAGAUCCUGUACAACCCCAGCUAUUGGUCAUAUCGUAUGUUACAACUUCAGAGCUUAGAAUGGAAUGGUCUUUGCAGAAUUCUGACUAUACCUACUUCCAGGUGUCAUUCUCCAGUGUUUCUGGUAUUAUUUUGACCACGGAAACACAAGAACGGUCGUUCGUCUUGACCAAUUUGACCGUUGCAACAGGAUAUACCAUCACUAUUACGACCUUUGUUGAAGGAACAGAAACUGGACUUGUGAAGUCCAGUGCCGGGUCACUUGUAUCUCUUGUCAGUACUCGAUCUGCACCGCCACAAGACUUGGUCCAAGAUGAAGUAACAAGUGAUUCCAUCACAGUUUCUUGGGGUGCACCUGACAAUGCAGUCUCUAUGUAUCAUAUUCUGGUCAAGGAUGAGGCUGGAGCGGAUGUAGAUGAUGCCACAGUAUCGUCGAGUGAAACCACAUACACUGUUGAGAACCUCAGACCGUAUACCAAAUACGUCAUCACAGUAGCAGCGCAAUUCAAUGGCCUGGAUAGUGACGCUAUUGAAGUUGAACAAACGACGUUCCAAGCGAAAUCGUCUGAAGUGAGAGACCCAGCUGUUAUAAUAGACUCGCCCAACUCAGUGUUACUUACUUGGACGCCACCUGCCUCACCGAAUGGUCUUCUGACGGCAUAUAUUGUGGAUAUUACUGGGGAAGCCAUUGCUGUCCGGAAGAGGAGAGAGGCUGGAUUUAGUCGUACCGAGACCUAUGGAGUUACUGUCUUUUCAGCCUUGAUUGAAAACCUUCCAACAGGAUGCACCUACACCUUCAGUAUCAGAGCAAGGAACGGUGCUGAUGAUAGUGAUGUCGUGAUUGCAGGACCAUUAGAUCUCCCGCAUACAGCACCUCCAACACCUUCUUUAGACAAUGUGGUACGUCUUGUCUCAAGGAGCGGGAAGACCAUGACUGUAUCCUUUGAUAGUAGCUUCUUCAGCGAUGUGUACGGUCCAGUGUCUAGAUACGCCAUCUUGGUCGCAGAGAGCUCAAGGGACACCAUACCAGCUACGCCAAGUGACCCAGUCAUCAACUGGCAAGUCAGCUCAGGCAGGCCGUACCAGGCCACACCCCUUGCCUACAAUCCUUUCACGGGCGGAAGCGCAAGGACGUCGUUCACUGUUGGCUCUAACAGUAGCUGCACCCCGGAUUCAGUGGGAUACUGCAAUGGGCAAGUGGUUCCACUCAGCGAUUACAGGUUUGCCAUACGUGCCUAUGGGUCCGAUGGAAAGUUUACUGACACUACUUGGUCACCGGCCUAUAACUCAGGAUUUGAUAUCGAUUGGUUUGUGGCUGCUAUUGUUGUCAUCAUCAUCAUCACUCUUGUUCUCUUGCUUGUUAUGCUCCUCAUUGCUCGGCAAUGCUGCGGUGAGCCGAGAAACGCCUUGUAUGAGCAAGGUAAUCGUCAGAGACUUCCCCUGGUGAAUGCUGCCUACCCCACGUCGCAGGGAUUCCAAGACACAAUGCACAAAGCACCGCUCCCUGAUGACACCUUAAUUAGGAUGACCCCGAUCCCCGUCAGAGAGAACCCGUACGUCAGUAUGAGGGAUGAUCGACCUAAGGCCCCGCUUCCUCAAUCUCUGCCGCCUCAGGUCUCUAAUGCUGUGCAGAUUAAGAACUUUUCUAACCAUAUUGAUACGAUGAGUCGCAACAUGAAUGCUGGAUUUGUCGAAGAGUAUAAUACUCUUUCAAAUGUGGGCCGAGAUAAGAGCACUGAGGCUUCCAGGCUUCCUGUCAAUGCAACCAAGAACAGAUACAGAAACAUCUUACCAUUCGAUGAGACCGCUGUUCAUUUGCAAGAUUUAGAAGAAGGGCAGACCAGUGAUUACAUCAAUGCUAACUACAUCCAGGGCUUACACUCUGCCAAGGAAUACAUUGCCUCCCAAGGUCCCGUGCCCGACUCCAUCAACGACUUCUGGGAGAUGGUGUUUGAGAACCAGAGCACGACCAUUGCCAUGAUCACUGGCCUUGUAGAAGGAGGAAAGACCAAGUGCGAACAUUAUUGGCCCGAUGAGCUGAACGCGCCGGUUAUGUAUGGAGGCGUGACAGUCACCAUGACGAACUCUCAGGAGAUGGCCAAUUGGACCGUCAGAUCAUUUAUUCUGGAGAAGGGCCAGAACCAGUUUGAGACCCACCAGUAUGCCUUCCGAGACUGGGUUGACCAUGAUGUACCUAACAACGUGCACCCCAUGAUUGAAUUUAUCAAGACCAUUACUGUCGCUCAUGACAGGAAGAGGGGACCCAUUGUCGUACAUUGCAGUGCUGGCAUCGGUCGAACCGGGGUCUUCAUUGCCCUGCAUCGACUCGUCAAGGAAGUCGAGAAUUCCAAACGUAAUGACUACGUCGAUGUUUGCGGCACCGUGGCUCGUAUGAGAGAGCAACGUUUCAACAUGGUCCAGACAGUGAAACAAUACAUAUUCAUCCAUCAUUGUAUCAAUACUCUUAUCCAACGGAUGAUGUAAACAAGUGGCAAGAACAAUGAGGUGAGCAGGUUUCUACAGACUUGGCCAAUCUCCUCGAUCCAUUCAACUUUUCUAAGACAGUAAAAUCAUCUGGUACAGUCAACCUCCAUUCUUCUCAUGAUAUAUACUUAUAUUGAUUUUAAUUAUAUUUAAUUAUAUUGAUUAUAUUGAUUUAAAAUUGACAUGCACGUUAAUCUAUAUUUGAAUCACUUAUUGAAUAUGUAUAUCAUUUAUUCAAUGUUGAAUCUUGUUCAUGCUUUUGUUAAAAUUGAAUCAAUUUAUCUUGUACUUAUUUAUAGUAUGUUGAAGAAUGAAAAUAAAUUUGAAUUGAAUUGAAUUGAAUUGAACCUGCUGUAAACAACCACCUGUAUAGAAGGACUUCCUCAUUCCCCCCCCCCCCCCAAUACAAUCCUCUGUUUGAAUAUGUAUUAAAAGGAUCUGUUAAUAUAAACCACCUGCUCAUAAAGACUGCAUUUCUUGUCUCUCUUUCCCCUUAUACAAUUCUCUGUUUAAAUACAUUAUAAGAUGCAAUCAUUCAUGAAAUGAAUGAUUAUAUGUAUGUAUACCCAUAAUAAUUGGUAACAUUAAUUCCAUUUGUACUUUAUAUUUUUUUAUUAUGUGAUGUAAUCAGUCUUUUGGAUAGUUUAUAUUUGUGUAUAUUUCAAGAAAAGGAAGGCUUGGUAUAUAUGUAUGUACUUUCCUAAGUACAAUAUAGUCUUUCAACCUCAGAGGAUGAAAUAGCGUGUCUUUCGUGUUACUGAAAUAAGAUAUGAAUUACUACAGUUUACAAUUAUAUAAUGUGAUAUACAAUCAAUUUAUCUCUAUUUUUAUAGAUUAUCUUUGUUUUUUGUUUUGUUGUUUUGUUUUUUAUCUGUAAACUAAAUUGGUGAUGGGUAUAUAAAUGUUGAUGUUUUAUUUAAAAUGUAUACCAUAAAAUAAACAAUGUGAUGAGGUCAAAUGUCGUUUCAGCUUUUAAACCAAUGUUAACAUUUCAUCAUCUUGUAACAGUGUUGGAAUUCUAGUGAUUUAAUGUGUUUUUUGUUUCUUUUUAUAAAAAUGAAAAUCUGCAAUUUGGCUGCCUUACAAGUUAUAUGUACAUGUACAUGUACCUUAAAUAUCAUUAAUACUAAAAAGAGAUUGUACUAUGCACUGUAUUUAUGUUUUUAGCAAUACAAAUUGUGACAACAAAUCGCUCACAGUUGCACCAGCCCCCCCCCCCCCUCGCACACAUCAUAUAAAUCUGAACCAAACUUCGUUGUUUUGAGGGGGGUUUGGGGACAUUUUUUAAUAGAAAGUUAUAACUAAGGAUGAAAUUGUAGGUGCUGUCAUUGCACUUAUUUUUUACACAUGUAUUGAUUCAUGCAAGGGAUUAAACUAUGCAUGAAUUUGAAAUUUGUAUUAUUAUUUUUUUACGUCUCACUCUUGUCUUUCAUGGGGAAAUUGUGUUUUGCUCUUACUUUUUAUUUCUCACUAACUUCUGUUAAUACCUCUUUUCAAUCCUCUUGAAAUCCUAAUAUCUUUUCUUUCGAAUGAUUAUUUAACUUUUGUAGUUUUAGAAAAAAUUGGUCCUGACGUUCAAUGUGACAAAAAAAAUUGGCCCAUAUAGCAGUACUAGGAUGGUGUCAUUAGAAUAGAAAUAUUAGCCGAAUUUCGUCAUACUCAGGUAAAAAAAUAAUGGUUUUUAAUUGUAGAUGAUCCUGAACAGUUUUUAUGUACAUGUACACAUGUACUGUAAUAAUUAUGUAUUAUGUAUCUAAAAUUAGUAUGAGUAUGAUCAUAUAUUAACCCUUAACGUGCCAUGAACACAUAUCUGUGCAUCCACUGGAGUGCCACGAACGCAUUUUCGUGCAAUGGUUAUUGUUAUUGUUAUGCCUAUUGCAUUUUGAGGAGUGCAUUGCAUGCAUGAGUUAUUCCAUUGUUCAGUUCAGCUUAUGGUCAAGAGGUUUAACAUUAUUGUCUCGGGAGUGAUUCCCUUUUUCUUUAUAAUAAACGAUUAAGUAUAGACUCUCUGAAAAAUAUGGCACUCGCUGAUAACAGUGAAUGGCACAUUAAGAGUUAAACAAGAUUCCAAUUAUUUUCAUAAUUUUUGUUGUUGCUACAUGUAUGGUAGGAAUUAGGAGUACUUAUGCAGAGUUUGAAAUUGACAUGUUUGGUGACAUUUCAUUUAACGACGCAUUGUUUGAAAUUGUAAACCAAAGCUUCCGUUAUUAUUUAGAACACAAAUAUUGGUGAAUAUUUUGUACUAGUAUGUUUUUCUUCUGACUUAAUGAUGAUAUUGGGAACCACCGUUUACUUUGUACAACGGCGCUGAAAUUAGUCACGAUUCUUUAUUUUCACCCACCCACAUUCACUUUGUACACAAGUGCGCGGGUACAGAUUGACGAGUGUUUCCCAAUACCACAGUAUGACUGUUCUUAAUUGAAACAUUGUAUGUAUGCUUAUUUUUAUAUUUUAUUAAUUUUAUUGUUGGCUUUUUUUUUUUGCUCAGAAGGAUAAACUUUAAUUUGAUUGAAACAGGUUAAUUGUAUAUUAAAGAAAUAAAUUGGUUAUUUGGGAUAAUAAA
Molecule: messenger RNA, 27426 nt
Organism: Lytechinus pictus (painted urchin)
Lineage: Eukaryota; Metazoa; Echinodermata; Echinoidea; Temnopleuroida; Toxopneustidae
Exons: 117
Coding region: 327-24863 (8178 amino acids)
Biological process (GO): protein dephosphorylation
Molecular function (GO): protein binding; protein tyrosine phosphatase activity
Source: RefSeq, a predicted model, not a curated record